AUGGCGACAUUCGCCGAUCAAUCGCUACCUGGCCGCCUCCUGCGCGCCAACUCCGCCGACGUUGCACUCGCCGCCGCCCGCCCCAGGCAGCCAUGCGCCGCGCCGCCGCGCGCGGCGCCUCUCCCCAGGCCAUCCAUCCACGGCCACGGCCACUCCGCGCGCGGCCAUUCGACCCAUUCGGCCUCGGCCACGCCGGCGCAGAUCUCCGAUCUCGCCUCAUGGACGCAGGAGGCCUCCGGCGCUAAGGCAGCCGUGCGGGAGGAAGCGGAUGGAUCCAGCCUCGUGGCGAGCGGCGCGAUUUCUGAGGGGGAUGAGAUUUUGGCGGUGCCGCGCGAGAUGUGGGUGACAGCGGAGGACGCGCGGAGGAGGUGGGGGCCGCGGCUGGAGGGGCUGGAGGCGUGGGCGCAGGUGGCGCUGCUGCUUGUGGCGGAGCGUGGGGAUGGCGGUUCGAGGUGGAGGGCGUACCUGGAGGGCCUGCCAGCCACGCCCAGGUCGCCGGUGUUCUGGGAAGGGGACAGGCUGGCGGGACUGGCGGGCACGCAGCUGAUGGCGUCGUGUGAGGGGUACAGGGAGUAUUUUUCGCAGCGCUUUGUGGAACUGGAGGCGGGUGUGUUCAAAAAGUACCCAGAGCUGUUCCCCUCAAACGUGUUCACCUUGGAGGCAUGGAAGUGGGCAGUGGGCACAGUGAGGGCACAGGUCCAUCCACCCCUUGAGGGUGAGUCCCUUGCACUCGUGCCAGUGGCCGACCUGGUUUGCCAUUCUCGUAAUCCCAACACUGAGUGGCGCCUUUCUUCAGGUGGUUUCCUGUCGCGUGGAGAAUCUCUAUCGUUGGUUGCUAUGCGGAACAUUAGCUCUGAAGAGGUGUUGUCGAUUGACUUUGGACCAGACAAACUGGACAGUCAGGUGGCCCUUGACUAUGGAGAGGUGGAUGUGGGGACAAUGAAGGGUGGCUACGUUUUAACCUUGACGCUCCCUGAGGACGAUCCUGCGUUUGACGACAAAAUAGACAUUCUGGAGCUUGCAGGGUUUGGCCAGUCUGCAACCUUCAAGCUGUGCCCCAAUGAACCUCUGUCCACUGACAUGCUGGCCUUCCUUCGACUAAUGUAUAUCUCAGGUGCUGAUUCUUUCCACCUUGAAGCUCUGUUUAGGAACGAGGCAUGGAACCAUGUUCUAGCUCCACUGAGCGAGGAAAAUGAAAGGACGAUCUGUGACACAAUGAUCGCUGGGUGCCGGGAUGCUUUGGGCCAGUACAAAACGAACCCUUCAAGUGACAGGGCCAUUCUGUCAAGGAGAGGAGCAGCCAUCGAAGAAGUCCUGGCAGCGCAGAUUCGUCUAGGGGAGCAAGAAGGUGUACGAGCAACACUCGAACAAUUUGAACAGAGGAAGUUUGAUCUGAGCAAACUGGAUUAUUAUGCUGAGCGGCGGCUGAGGGACCUGGGUCUUCUAGAUGAAGAGGGCAAGUCAACGUACGAUGGUUUCAUGGAGGAUGGGAUCGCUUGA
Ostreobium quekettii is the source of this 1500-nucleotide messenger RNA. The record is from the annotation of a GenBank genome assembly. Lineage: Eukaryota; Viridiplantae; Chlorophyta; Ulvophyceae; Bryopsidales; Ostreobiaceae.